CGGCCGGCGGACUUUGAGGAGGGCCCCCGGCGUAGGCGGCGACGGGUGUGGGCCGAGCCGGUAUUUAUAGCUCGGUGACAGCUGCGGUGGCAGCGACGCCGCCGGCCCGUCUCGCCGCGCUUCCCAGCGAGGCCGCGGGCGCGGCGGAGGGCUGCGCUCCACCGGGUCUCCCGAGUGCGGACGCCCCGAGCCCGCGCGGCCCCCUUGGUAAACUACGGAAUUGAAGUUUUGAAGGAUGGGUAAAGACUUCCGUUAUUAUUUCCAGCAUCCCUGGUCUCGGUUGAUUGUGGCUUACUUGGUGAUCUUCUUUAACUUCUUAAUAUUUGCGGAGGACCCAGUUUCUCAUAGCCAAACAGAAGCCAACGUUAUUGUUGUUGGAAACUGUUUUUCAUUUGUAACAAAUAAAUACCCUAGAGAAGUUGGCUGGAGGCUUUUGAAGGUGCUUCUAUGGCUCCUUGCCAUUCUCAUAGGACUAAUAGCUGGCAAAUUUCUGUUCCAUCAGCGUUUGUUUGGUCAGUUGCUUCGGUUAAAAAUGUUUCGAGAGGAUCAUGGAUCGUGGAUGACAAUGUUCUUCAGCACAAUUCUCUUUCUCUUCAUAUUUUCUCACAUAUACAACACGAUUCUUCUAAUGGAUGGGAACAUGGGAGCAUAUAUCAUUACAGACUAUAUGGGCAUCCGAAAUGAAAGUUUCAUGAAAUUAGCUGCAGUAGGGACCUGGAUGGGGGACUUUGUCACAGCUUGGAUGGUCACUGAUAUGAUGCUUCAGGACAAGCCCUAUCCUGAUUGGGGAAAAUCUGCAAGAGCUUUCUGGAAGAAAGGAAAUGUUAGGAUUAUUUUAUUCUGGACGGUUCUUUUCACUCUGACAUCUGUGGUUGUACUUGUCAUUACAACUGACUGGAUCAGCUGGGACAAGCUGAAUCGGGGAUUUUUGCCCAGUGAUGAAGUUUCCAGAGCCUUCCUGGCUUCUUUCAUCUUGGUCUUUGACCUCCUUAUUGUAAUGCAGCCCCAUCCUGCUUUUUCAAUUCAAGAUGGGCUUCUGGACAAGAUUCAGGGGAAGGACAAGGUUGUAGAGGCCAAGGACUGGGAAUUCCCACAUUUCAUGGGAGACGUCGAUGUAAAUCUUCCUGGUUUGCACACGCCUCACAUGCAGUUCAAGAUUCCUUUCUUCCAGAAGAUCUUCAAGGAGGAAUAUCGUAUUCACAUAACAGGUAAAUGGUUUAACUAUGGGAUUAUCUUUCUCGUCUUGAUUUUGGAUCUUAAUAUGUGGAAGAAUCAGAUAUUUUAUAAGCCUCAUGAAUAUGGACAGUAUAUUGGCCCAGGGCAGAAGAUAUAUACAGUGAAAGACUCAGAGAGUCUAAAGGAUUUGAACAGAACCAAGCUAUCCUGGGAAUGGCGGUCCAAUCACACUAACCCUCAGACUAAUAAAACCUAUGUUGAGGGAGACAUGUUCUUACACAGCAGGUUCAUAGGGGCAAGCCUUGAUGUCAAGUGUCUGGCUUUUGUGCCAAGUCUGAUAGCUUUUGUGUGGUUUGGAUUCUUCAUUUGGUUCUUUGGACGGUUUUUGAAAAAUGAGCAAGGCAUGGAGAAUCAAGACAAUACUUACACACGCAUGAAAAGAAAAUCCCCAUCAGAACAAAGCAAGGACAUGGGAAUCACGCGAGAAAACACCCAGGCCUCAGUGGAAGACCCAUUGAAUGACCCCCCCUUGGUGUGCAUCAGGUCUGACUUCAAUGAGAUCGUCUACAAGUCUUCCCACCUAACGUCGGAGAACUUGAGCUCGCACUUAAAUGAAUCGACCAGCGCCACAGGGGGAGGAGACCCAGAUCCAACGACUUCUAAAAGUACACCAACGAACUAGAACCGAUUGUUGGGGGAUAGCACAAAGAGCAACCCUGGGUGUAACUUUCAAAAGUUAGUCUUUCCUUUUGUAAAUGUUAAGGUUUACAUAGCGUUAGGUAAAGAAAUACAAAUGAUGCCACAACGGUGCUCAACAUGCUUUUUCUAGGACUCAUUGUUUUCUAUUUGUAUUAUGAUACCUGUGCCUACAGUAUAUCUAACAGUCCUCUAGAGAUUGCUUUUUCACAGUUGUACAAGCUACUUACUGACUUUACAGCCUAGUAGAUUAGCUGGUUACCCAUGUAUCUGAUGUUCAACCAUAGUGGUGCCUUGAGACAUUAAACUUUUUAACUGUACCAGAAACGAAGUAUGGAACAGUUCUCUAACCUGCUUCACAUGGGUUUUUUUUUAUACAAUUAUUUUGAUCUCCACUUGAUGUCUGAGCAGGAAACAGAUAUAGCCAAGAUGUGGCUCAGGAAGUAUGUCUCGGUUUCUUAUUCAGCAGUGGAGUUGGUGACUUUGACAGCUGGACUGCAGAGAAGCAUUGUGAUUACCUUUGAAUUUUUAUUGGCUGUCUGCCAAAUACAAAUACAGAUGCAGAAUUCAGUAAUAGGAGAGUGAUAAUCCAUCAUGGGUCACUACUUGUGAAAUGUGACUUUCUCCAACCAGUAAUUGCAAUUAGAUAAUAAUACCUAAUUAUGUUUUCCCAAUUAAGGUAAAUUGCUACCUGAUUAAAAAUCCUGCCCUUCACCUUUGGGAACAAAGGUUAAGAUGCACAGUUAGGUGAACUCUCAAAUUUAUUGGCAUUUACACAAAGCCCUAGAAAACCAAGAAACUGAAGUUUUAAUUAUGUGAGGGUUGCACAGCCUACCAUUCACAAUAUUUGUACAUCUUUCUGUAAAUAUGGUUGUUGACAGUGAAAAUUGAAAAACAUAUGCCAACCCUGAGCAAAGGAACUCCUCUAAAAAAUCAUGCUGUGGAACUAUGUAAGGUAGAAAAAAGGAUGUGCAUGAAAGACUCUGUUUACUGGCUUGUUUUGUGUGUGUUUUGUUGUUUUUGUUUUCUUUUUUUAAGAACUAAACAUCACACAUUAAUAAAU
Molecule: messenger RNA, 2935 nt
Organism: Lagenorhynchus albirostris (white-beaked dolphin)
Lineage: Eukaryota; Metazoa; Chordata; Mammalia; Artiodactyla; Delphinidae
Gene: TMEM117
Product: transmembrane protein 117
Exons: 9
Coding region: 236-1858 (540 amino acids)
Biological process (GO): intrinsic apoptotic signaling pathway in response to endoplasmic reticulum stress
Source: RefSeq, a predicted model, not a curated record